CCUCUUGCGAAGAGAGUACAGCUGGCCAUAGACAUGGUUACACAUGCUCCUGGUUGUUUACAGCAUGUUCGAGAGAGUAUCUUCAAAAUUAAUUCAUUAUCACCGCAAAAAAAUUAAGCUUUGACAGAUUUAUAUAAAAUAACAAUGAUACCAGCGUUUGUUUCCCCCUCAGUCGGAUCUUUCAGCGUAACGAUAGCGAAUGUUAGCUUAGCAUAACUAAGUUACUUUUAGCACAAGCGCAGUGAGUAUGGAAAUGGACGGUUUGGACUUUUUGAACAGUCCUCCCUUGAAGACUGUCAGGUUUGGAGGCAGUGUUGUUGAAACGUUAACUAAAUAUAGACAGGGGGACUCGAGUGAUUAUGAACUGCUGAAGCAUCAGUUGGCUGAUCCUGAGAUAAAGGAUGCUCAGAUCAUCAGCUGGCUGCAAGAAUUUCGCAGCUGUGUGACUCAGCUGAACAAGGACCACGAACAGCUCAUCUAUACUGUCUUGAGGCUUCCAUGGGUGAGUCGGAGCCAGGCUGUGGUGGAGGAAUACAUGACCUUCCUCAGUAACCUGGUCUCAGCGCAGACUGUCUACUUGUGUUCCUGCCUCAAAAUGGUGGUCUCGCAUUUCACUCCUAAGAGAGUGACCAUCUGUGAAGGAGGAGUGGAUAUCUCAGAUUCAGAUGAUGAAGAUGAUAAUCUCCCCAGGAACUUUGAUAGGUGUCACCAGGCAUUGCAGCUUAUCACCAGAUACGUUCCAGCCACAAGUCGCUUCCUGAUGCCCAUUGUGCAAGAGAACUUCCCCUUUGUACAGAAAUCCUCCAGAACCCUGGAGUGUUAUGUCCAUAACCUCUUGAGGAUGACGGUGUACAUACCGUCCAUUCGACGAGAUGUACUGGAGGUGAUCAUUGGAAAAAUGCUCAAACUGGAUGUGAGUGCAUCCCGGUCAGACAUUGAGGAGGCAGAGGACAACGCGGUGCAGAGCCAGAGGACGGAGGAGCAGACUGAGGAGGGGCUCUUUGACAUGGAUGAGGAUGUGGCAGCAGAUCAGCCCCCCAACACGACUGUCAUGGCCCAUCCAGUGGCUGAGAGGCUGGACACUCUCAUGGCUGUGAUGAUGUCUUACAUCAAGGACGUCUGCCAUGUCAACGGCUCUGUUCAUGUGGAGAGGACUAAGGAACUGUACAAAGAUUUAUUGAGUGUGUUUGACAAACUCAUUCUGCCAACGCACGGUUCUGGUCACGUGCAGUACAUGCACUUUUACCUCUGCAGCUUCAGACUGGCCCUGGCAGAGGCCUUCCUGGAUCACCUGUGGAAGAUUCUGCAGAGCCCCUCUCAGCCUGCUGUCCUCCGCCAGGCUGCUGCUGGAUUCAUGGGAAGCUUCCUAGCCCGAGCCAAGUUCGUCCCUUUGCCCACUGUGCGGGCCUGCCUGGACCUGCUGCUCUCCUGGAUCCAUCGCUACAUCGACAGCCAGGACAGCAGUGGCAGGCAGGCUUGCUGUGACAUCAGCCUGCAUGGGUCCUUCUACUCUGCCUGCCAGGCUGUCUUCUACACACUCAUCUUCAGACACAGAGGCAUGCUGGAGGGCAACAUGAAGAAAGGUCUGGAGUACCUGCAGAGUCUGAACCUGGAGCGGGUGGUGAUGUGUCAGCUGAACCCUCUCAAAGUUUGCCUGCCUUUAGUCACCAACAUGUUUGCUGCCAUCACCAGGAAGUAUCAGGUGGUGUUCUGCUACAGCAUCAUAGAGAGGAACAACCGCCACAUGCUGCCUGUGGUCCGAAGCUCUGCCGGAGGAGACAGUGUGACCACCAAUACCAACCCUCUGGACAGCUUCUUCCCCUUUGACCCUUACCUGCUCAAGAGUUCUGGUCAGCUGAUUGAGCCACUGUACCAGGUCUGGGAGGAACUGGCAGACUCCGAACUGCUUCCUGCAAAAAUUGCCCAAAAGGGCUCUAGGGAGGACGAGGAUGACUUCCUUUGUGGGGAGAUACCCCAGUCAGAGGGCAUUGUGGGAAUGACUCCCAGCUCCUACGAUUCAAACCUCCGCAGUCCGAGCAGCGUAGGCUCACCCCCUUUCUCCUACCAGAAACCCUUUUAGUCUCUCAUCAUGGGCCGUGACGAGCGAGAACUCCCUGCUCUGAAUCCAGAGGAUCCCUCACAUACACCAAGAGUUGGACAUGUACUCCACAGAACAGAUGUUAUGUUUAAUUCAUUCAUUCAAGGAUUCAAACACAAAGUUAAAAAAAAGUAAGAGACUAAACUUUAUACAGGAAUACUCCUCCAUGUUAAUAAUGUUACACUUAAAGUCUUAUCCUGACCUUUUCACAUCAUUGACUUCAGUAAAAGGCCACUUGGCAGAUGCAAAAAGCAGUCCGUAAGAGAGCAGUGAGCUCCUGGUGAUCAAUUUAUAUUUUUAUUAUUAUAUUUAUGGAACUCAUUACUGUAGCCUGGUGCAGACUACACAACUUUACUAUAAAGAUGUCUGUGAUCUGAGACAAAAAUCCACAAAUCUGAAUAGAACAUGCCCUUGGCCAAUCACAACGAGUCCUCUACUUUGUGAGGUGCAGCAAAUGCUACAACACGUUUGAUUGUUUUGCAGACUGCAAGAGUCUGGCUUAAAACUACUGCUGCCACUACUGUUAGUGAGUGAGAUGCAUCAGAUAUUCAUUUAGUCUUUUUAGAAAAAUUUCUCCACAGAAUGAGGGCUGUGGAUUUGGUCUCCCAUCAGUGAAAGCAACAAUAUUAAUUUCAGAGGGGAGCUUUCUUCAGCCAGUGUGAUCAGAAAAGCCACCAACUGUGCUUUCAGUGUAUAUACACAUAUGUGAAUAUUGUUCUUGGACAGACAAAAAUAAAUGUGAACCUAUCCUUUAUGGAAUUUAA
Messenger RNA from Scophthalmus maximus (turbot), 2862 nucleotides. It is a transcript of the gene rrn3, whose product is annotated as RRN3 homolog, RNA polymerase I transcription factor. Gene Ontology annotation, molecular function: RNA polymerase I core binding; RNA polymerase I general transcription initiation factor activity. The coding region runs from base 248 to 2080 and encodes 610 amino acids. NCBI's taxonomy places the organism in Eukaryota, Metazoa, Chordata, Actinopteri, Pleuronectiformes, Scophthalmidae. The transcript is spliced from 17 exons. Gene Ontology annotation, cellular component: nucleus. Gene Ontology annotation, biological process: transcription initiation at RNA polymerase I promoter. The record is from RefSeq and is a predicted model, not a curated record.